Molecule: messenger RNA, 3004 nt
Organism: Globicephala melas (long-finned pilot whale)
Lineage: Eukaryota; Metazoa; Chordata; Mammalia; Artiodactyla; Delphinidae
Gene: OSMR
Product: oncostatin M receptor
Biological process (GO): cytokine-mediated signaling pathway; positive regulation of cell population proliferation
Cellular component (GO): membrane; signaling receptor complex; external side of plasma membrane
Molecular function (GO): ciliary neurotrophic factor receptor binding; oncostatin-M receptor activity; cytokine binding
Source: RefSeq, a predicted model, not a curated record
GCGGCGGCAGCCAAGCCGACGACUCAGCCCGGCUCACAGAGCCUUACGGCCCGCGGGAAAACCAGAACCUAUGGCUCUCUUUGCAGUUUUUCAGACAACAUUCCUCUUGGCAUUGCUGUCCUUGAGAACUUACGAAAGUGAAGUCUUAUCUGAACCUUUACCAUUAACUCCUGAAUCGCUGAAAGUUUCUGUCAAUUCUACGUGUCAGUGUUUGCAUUUACAAUGGACUGUCCACAGCCUCGCUUAUCAUCAGGAAUUGAAAAUGGUUUUUCAGAUACAGAUCAGUAGAUUUAAAACAUCCAAUGUCAUCCGGGUGGAGAACUACAGCACCACUGUGAAGCGGGACCAAGUCCUGCAUUGGAGCUGGGAAUCCGAGCUCCCUCUGGAAUGUGCGGCACACUUUAUAAGAAUGAGGAGUAUGGUGGAUGACGCCAGGAUUCCCAAGCCAGGGUUCUGGAGCAACUGGAGUUCAUGGGAGGAAGCAGAUGCACAGAAUUUGCUUGGACAUGAUCCAUUGUUUGUCUUCCCUAAAGAUAAGCUGGUGGAAGAAGGCUCCAACGUCACCAUUUGUUACGUUUCUAGGAUCCAUCAGGACAACAUAUCCUGUUAUUUGGAAGGUGUACAGAUAUAUGGAGAACAGCUUGAUCGAAGCGUGUCUGCGUUCGAGUUGAAGAACGUGUCUUUUAUUAGGGAAAAAGGGACAAAUGUCUUCUGUAAGGUGGACCAGGGAGGAGUUUUGGGAGGCAUCGUUCUCUUUGUCUCAAAAGUGCUUGAAGAGCCCAAGGACUUUUCUUGUGAAACCCAGGACCUCAAGACUUUGACCUGUACUUGGGAUCCCGGGAGCGACACUGGCUUGAGUAAACAGCCUUCCCAAAGCUAUACUUUAUUUGAAUCAUUUUCCGGAAAAAAGACGCUUUGUAAACACAGAAACUGGUGUGAUUGGCAAGUCGCUCAGGACUCACAAGAAACUUAUAACUUCACACUCCUGGCUGAAAACUACUUCAGAAAAAGAAGUGUCAGUAUUCUUUUUAACCUGACCCAACGAGUUCAUCCAAUGACUCCCUAUAACUUAUUACCUAAAAAUGUUGGUGCCACAAAUGCCACCAUGACCUGGAAGGUACACUCCAUUGGAAACAAUUCCACACUUUUGUGUCAGCUUGAACUCCUUGCUGAAGGAAAAGUGAUACAACAAAGCAAUGUUUCCAUCAAGGUGAAUGGUGAGUACCUCUUAAGUGAACUGGAGCCUGACACAGAAUACGUGGCCCGAGUACGCUGUGCUUAUACCAACCACUUCUGGAAAUGGAGUGAAUUGAUCAGUCAAAAAUUCAACACAGCUGAAGCUGCUCCCUCAGAGGCUCCCGAUAUCUGGAGAAACUUGAAGAUGGUGUCGGGACAUCCUACUGUGAGUUUAUUCUGGAAGCCACUCUCAAAAGUGCAUGCCAAUGGGAAGAUCCUGUUCUAUAAUGUAAUUGUAGAAAACCUAGACAAGCCAUCCAGGUUCGAGGUCCUCUCCAUCCCUGCUCCCGCCAGCAGCACAGAACUAACCCUCGAUCAGUGUUCUUACCAAAUCCAUGUCACAGCUCACAACAGUGUGGGCCCUUCUCCUGCUUCCGUAAUUGUCGUUUCUGGAGACCCUGGAAACGAAGAGGUUGAAAUAGGAAGAGUUAACGGCACAGAGGAUGGAUUUUCUGUGUCUUGGAAACCCCAAUCCGGAGAUGCCACAGGCUAUGUUGUGGAGUGGUGUGAUGGUCCCCAGGACCUGCCCUGUGUUCUCCAGUGGAAAAACCUAGGCCCCAAUACCACAAGCACAGUCAUUAGCUCGGGUGCUUUUAGACCAGGGGUUCGAUACAACUUCAGAAUUUAUGGAAUUUCUACCAAAAGGAUGGCUCAUUUAUUAGAGAAAAAAGCAGGAUACUUGGAGGAACUGGCUCCUUCAGACAACCCUCAAGUGGUCAUGAGUAAGUUGACCUCCCACUCCUUCACUCUGAGUUGGAAGGAUUAUUCCACUGAAUCCCAGCCUGGCUUUAUACAAGGAUACCAUGUCUACCUGAAACCCAAGGCGGGGGAGCAGUGCCACCCGGCAUUUGAAAAGACAGUUCUUCCAGAGGAUUCAGUAUGUUGCAAAUACACAAUUGACAACCCGGGACAAAAGACAUUCGUUGUGGAAAAUCUACAGCCGGAAUCCGUCUAUGAGUUUUUCGUCACUCCUUACACAAGUGUUGGCGAGGGUCCCCUGGAUGCCUUCACAAAGGUCACAACUCCGGAUGAAUACUCCCAUACACUGAUACACAUCAUCCUGCCCAUGAUUUUCUGCGUUUUGAUCGUCAUGAUAAUUUGCUACUUAAAAAGUCAGUGGCUGAAGGAGAAGUGUUAUCCUGAUAGUCCAAACCCUUACAAGAGCAGUGUCCUGUCAUUAAUAAAAUCCAAGGAGAAUCCUCAUCUAACAAUAAUGUAUGUCAAAGACUGUGUUCCAGAUGCUAUUGAAGUUAUAAACAAGCCCGAAGGGAGUAAGAUACAGUUCUUAGGCACUAGGAAGUCACUCACAGAAACUGAAUUUACUAAGCCUGCCUACCUUUACCUCCUUCCGACGGAGAAGAACUACUCUGGCCCUGGACCUUGCAUGUGUUUUGAGAACUUCACCUAUAAUCAGGCAGCUUCUGACUUUGCUUCUUGUGGACAUUUCCCAGUAACCCCUCAAGCCCCACCACAUCAGCUGGGACCACUGACUUCACCUGAAAAUUUACUAAAGGCACUGGGACAAAACUACAUGAAUUCCCUGGGAGAAAUCCCAGCCGGAGAAGCUAAUUUGAAUUAUGUGUCCCAGUUGGCUUCACCCACCUCUGGAGACAAGGACAGCCUGCCAACAAAUCCACCAGAGCCAGCACUCUGUUCAGAGUAUAAAAUGCAAAUGGCCAUACCCCUGGGUCUUGCCUCUGCUCCCCCAAGUGAGAACAGCAGCCUCUCCUCCACUACCCUUUUAGGUCAAGGGGAACACUGCCCCUAA